AUGCCUUUCCAGGCUUAGUAAUAUUCUCAGCUCCAUGCCUUUUCUUCUUCUAUUCUACUUAUUACUUGCUCUCUCUAUCUCUCUUUCUCUCUCACCAAAUAAAAUAAGCAACAAAGCCUGAUCUCAAUUGGGGGAACAAAUGGAGCAACAGCAACAACGACAUGAGCAAGAACAAGAACAAGAGCUCGACCCCAACUUUAUGUAUCUCAAGUUUGUCAAUCAGAAUGAAAAGGCAACUUAUAUAAAGGUGCUUCGGAAAUCAAAGAUAACCAAGGCAUUUAACAAGUACUACCAAGUUAACAACAUACAACAUGGCACCGCUCGCUUCCUUUUCAAUGGCAAUCGCAUUCUUCCUACCUGCGAUGCCACUCCCUCUGAUUUGGAUAUUCAUGAUGGAGAUCAAAUUGACGUUGUUCGCGAGGUUAAUGGAGGUGCUCCAUCCAUAUCCUAAACCAUACAUCAACUUCAAUUCUACUGCUGCUUUUACUUUAUCUUGUUCAUUAGUCACAGUACGGUGUAUAAGAUUAUCCUUAAUUAAAUACUCCGUAUUAAUUAGUAGCUAUCCUUAGGAUUUUAAGGCUGUUCAUUAAUUGGGGACCUGGAGCUACGUAUUACUCCAACCUUUAAUAUUUUAUUAUUUAUGCUUAAACACCAAACUCAUCACUGCCCUUUACUAAACUACUGUAAUUCACAAUCAUCAAUUGUUUGUGCUUCCAUUGCCUUUUUAUUUACAUUCCUGCUUCAUAAUCUUUACCCUGUCAUGUGCUAUUAUGCUUUACUCUGAUCUAUCGUAUACGGGAGUACAACAAUACGAUCAACUUAAUUUUGCAUUUGCUUUGCUUAUCAAUUUACUCCAACAUCUCAUAAAUAAGUACUUGUAUAGUUGUAUAUGACUUCAUUUUGAAAUUGAUCCUUAUUACCAUCGAAGGACAUUUUGACGCGAAUAUUUCAAUAAAUAUCAAACCAACAAACAUAUGGGAAGACUGAUGAGCAGUGGCGGACCCAGGAUUGGGUCACAAUCGAUUGGUGGGUCACAAUCGAUUAGGCGAAGAGAACAGUGGCUGCCUAUGCGAGAAGCCACGAAGAGGACGGAGUCCACGACCACCGACGUCCGACCACCAGGCGAUUAGGCGAAGAGAACAGUGGCUGCCUGGCUGGGACGAAGCGAAGAGGCGAACUGAAGAAUGGAGAUGAGGCGAAGUCGCGAAGAGAAGAAGGCUAGGGCUUGAAGUCUUGAACUGAAUUCGUGUUUGGUUUUUUUGGGGAAAACUGAUUUUAAUUUUUUUUUUUUUUUUUU
Molecule: messenger RNA, 1297 nt
Organism: Chenopodium quinoa (quinoa)
Lineage: Eukaryota; Viridiplantae; Streptophyta; Magnoliopsida; Caryophyllales; Amaranthaceae
Product: ubiquitin-like protein pmt3/smt3
Exons: 3
Coding region: 140-451 (103 amino acids)
Biological process (GO): protein sumoylation
Cellular component (GO): nucleus
Molecular function (GO): ubiquitin-like protein ligase binding; protein tag activity
Source: RefSeq, a predicted model, not a curated record